Molecule: messenger RNA, 2619 nt
Organism: Bemisia tabaci
Lineage: Eukaryota; Metazoa; Arthropoda; Insecta; Hemiptera; Aleyrodidae
Source: RefSeq, a predicted model, not a curated record
GUCUCACACUAGUGUAUCAUGUCGAAAUCAAACGCGCUUUUCAACGAUCGGUUCAAAAUGCGUUUAUUUUUCCUGUUUCACGUGCUCCACAUUUCUCUGUGCGUUGCCACCAGCAGCGACAUAAUUUCGGGUCAAAACGCAGUGCUGCCACCACAAACCCCAGAGUCAAAGACCCCACAACGAAAGAGCCAUUCAGAAGGGUCAGGGACCCCAAGUGAUGCAACUUUCCAUCUGGUCGACCGCACUGUUUACCCGAGUGGAGCUUCGUCCUCAAGUGGAGAUCUCCGGUUCGCGGAAAGCGCCGACUCAACAAAGCAAGGCCAGUCCUUCACGCCGUCGCACCAGUCAAAACAAAACAUUCCCAACGCUCUCAACUACGUACGCAGAGAGAAGUACAACGCCGUGCCCAUGAUCUAUCCACAACCGCUUCGAGAUGGUCAUGCCAGCAAGUAUGCUGCAUAUUCUAGUAGAAAUGGUCGUGUUCCAGAAUCCAGAAUCCAAAAUCCACAUCCAUCCAGUGACGUGAUGGGUUUUUCUAGCCCACGGAGGCACCAUGAUCCCUCCAGUGCCUCCGCUGAUUCUGACCCUGAGAGCUCGCCAGCAGGGACAAUCGAUGCCCCUGGAAAUCCAAAAUUCCUUGGCUCUGGUCGAAAAGACAACUCACUAGCGGAGGCAAUGCAUGGUCAUGCAGACACUGCAGGAUCAUCUGACUUAAAGAGCGAAGAAAUCUCGUUAGCUAGGGCAAUCUACGAUUUCGAAAAUCCUUCAGGGGCGACUUGCCCUAGUGGAAAAGAAAAUUCCUUACUUGAAAUAUUGCAUGAUGUUGGAGAUCCUAAAGGGUUGUCUAGCCCCAGCGGCAAAGAUAAAUCGUUACCAGGGGCAGUUUAUGACCUUGGAGACUUUCUUGGCUUAUCAGAAUCUCGGAGCAAAGGUCCUGAACACGGGAACCCUUCGGAUAUCUACAAAAAAUCUACACAUAGUAGUUCAUCAGAGCAAAAUUCAGGAAAGUCAGCGGUGACGGGCGCUCAAUCUGAGCAGACUAUUCCAAAAUUUAAGGAAUAUUUUCGAACUUCCAAUCAGAAGGAGACUGAGGAGACUCAAUUUUCCGUAAAAUCAGCGACGGAUGUUCCACGUUUCGGCUUUCCUGUCCGAAGUUCCGGUCAGAAUGUUAAACUGUCGACGAAAAACACACCGGUGAAAAAUCUUCUUGCGGCAGUUUCACCCACUGGCUCAAAAUUCAAUGAAAACGCCGGUUUUGCGAUGAAAUUCUUGGAAACCGUGCCAAAUUUCAGAUCGGACCGAGUUCCGAAGUCCACACUUCAUGACUCAAUGGGUGACAAGUAUCUCGAGCUACUGAAAAGUUUUGCUGAAAGUGCAAAAUCAGAGGAAUAUCAAGAGGCUGUUGAUAAUUACAACUUGAGUGAAGCACACAUUGCAGCCGAUCCUAGCUCACCGAGCCUCUUCUUAAAAUCAUUUCAACCUAGCGUAAACCAUCAGAGCAAUAAUCAGGACCAACCCAUUGAAGUUCGAGACCUAUUUCCCCGAAAUUCAGUUGAAAUUCGCAAUAAUCCCGUUCUAAGUAACGGCGAACCGUCUCAAGGAUCGACAACUUCGGUGAAAACUCAAAUCACGUCACCAAGCUCAAUCGGUCACCAAUCCCUAGACGACCUCAGCGAGGAACUCGAUUCCCGGUUCCCGGACCAAAUCCAGAAGCAGAAACGACAAGAACACUGGACCAAUCCGGAAGCCCAAACCGACCUGGGGAUCGCCAACUCCGUCCUACGUUCCGGAGAGCGAGAGAUGCUCUCUGGCAUAUCCACCGUAUCCGGAGCACCGAUGAUGGAUGAUGAGGCUUCGGUGGAAAACUACUCCUACGAGCGCCGUCCAGAAACUCACCGUCCAACGUUCGACGAGGGCCCGGGGUAUCCACCCUCGGAUAGGAGGGUGAGGUACGAGGUGCACGGAGACAGGGUGGUCGUCUACAAAGAUGGACUAACCCCACUGUUGUCCGGGGUGUCCUCCGAUGAGAGGGAGUCAUUUCUCCGCUCGAUGAACGGACCGCGAUACUACUCGCCACCCACACCCGAAAACCAGUUCAUAGUUCCGACCUACGAACCGGUUUCUGGUGAGACGGGGAACCGGUGGCUGCCCGGUGCGGUUUGGGAUGAUGAUGAGGUUUACCUGCGGGCCGCGGGCGGGUACAGAGCCGCGUACCAGGAGGCGUGUCGCGCCGCCAAGGAGAAUGCUCAGGCCGAGAAGAAGGUAUCCAGGAAGAGGGGGAGGCAAAGGUCCGGGAAGAGGCCCAAGAAGGUAGGUGCUUCGCGGCGAAAGUUGGGCGAGAAGAAGUCGAGGGCGAAAAGCGCGGAGGAGGGAUGUGAUGAGGGUGAAAGGGGUGAGAAGGGUGAGAAGAGACAAAAAAGGCCUCGUGGGUUCUUAAGGGUGCUUGACGUCAUCGGAAGGAGGCCGGAUGAUAUCGUCGACCGGGUCAUGAACCGCUCUUGGGAUCGACUCUAUCGUGGUCAUAAAAAUCGUUGGGAUUAUAACUUGAACUGACUUGCUACGGAAAAACGUCGUAUGAACCUUCAGGCGUUGCCAAAUUUCCUUUGAUAAAACGCGAAU